Messenger RNA from Lagopus muta (rock ptarmigan), 2602 nucleotides. It is a transcript of the gene RELL1, whose product is annotated as RELT like 1. The transcript has 7 exons. Gene Ontology annotation, cellular component: plasma membrane. The coding region runs from base 80 to 946 and encodes 288 amino acids. Gene Ontology annotation, biological process: positive regulation of p38MAPK cascade. The record is from RefSeq and is a predicted model, not a curated record. Lineage: Eukaryota; Metazoa; Chordata; Aves; Galliformes; Phasianidae.
GGCAGGGCGCGUCCCGCCGCCAGUAGGCUGGGCCGUGCCGGGCGGCAGCGGGACUGCCAGCGCGGAGGAGGUGCGGGGUAUGGCUCCGCCGGCGACGAGCGGGAUCCCGCCGAUUGCUCCCUCGCUGGGCCCGACGGCCGUCUGGCUGGGGAACCGCUCCGAUCUCGGUGAUGUACAGGCCUUGGCAAGCCAUGAUUUACCGACAACUACUGUGACGACUGGCAAUAAUAACAAGCCUGAGCACCUGGAGUAUGUUGCCUUUGUAUUGGUGCCUGUUUUCUUCAUCAUGGGUCUCUUGGGGAUCCUCAUCUGUCACGUCCUUAAGAAAAAAGGGUAUCGUUGUACAACAGAGGCUGAAGAAGUAGAGGAAGAGGAGAAGCCUGAUGAAAAAAUAGAAAUGAAUGAAACUGCGCAUGAGAAUAGUGACACUGUAGGACAAAUUAUUAACUACAUUAUGAAAAAUGAAGCAAAUGCUGAUGUGUUAAAGGCCAUGGUAGCAGAUAGCAGUGUCUUUGAACCCGAAAGCCCCGUGUCUCCUAACACUCCUGGGAGUCCAACAAGUCCAGGGUCUCCUUUGUCACCUGGUGCUGCUCCACUUAAACACAGCUGCAAAGGCCAUCACUUACAUACUGUUGGAGGAGUAAUAGAGAAAGAUGUUUGUUCUCGCUGUAGCCACAAACGGUGGCAUCAUAUAAAACCAGCUCACAAAUCCAAAGAGCACAGAAGAAGUCGCCUUGGAGAGGUUACAGUACUUUCUGUGGGAAGGUUUAGAGUCACGAAAGUGGAGCACAAAUCUAAUUCCAAAGAACGGAAAAGCUUGAUGUCUGUUACUGGGGUGGAGGGCCUCAAUGGUGACGUGCCUGCCACACCUGUGAAACAGGAAGCAAAAGAAGCACCUGCCACACCUGUGAAAGAGGGGACGCAAGAGAGGAGAAGCUCAGAGUGAACUGCAGGUGGAACUUCUAGAAGAAGUUAGUCAACUAGCACUUUGGAGAAAACAGAGGACUCCCAAGAAAUGCAUUCUUAUUCUUAGUGUGUUUAUGGCACUGUAGCAUUUUACAAACUUUGUGAUGGCAUCCAUGCAAGGUUAAAUACUUACUGAUUUUUAUUGGUGAAAAAAAUUUAAGAUUUACACAUACACACUGUUGGGCAGUGUGGACCUCAUACCAAAAGUUGAGCUUCAUCUUCAAAAUCAAAAAUACACACAUUUUUUUUGGACAGGGAAGGUAAAAAGUCUUACCAGAUAAUUUUUUUCUUCAUACUUUACCCCUCUAGUCCAUUUGGAUUUUUUAACUCUGUUCUUCCCUUCCAGAGCUCACAAAUACUCACUGAAGAUGAAAGUCAGACUACGGAAGAUGAAAAAUACUCUAUUAAUCUAAAUUUUAGUAGCCAAGCAAACCACACAAGAAAAUAAACGUUUUCAGUCAAAUCUGCAUGUGUGCAGACAUGCAGAAGUAUGUAAGCCUUUCUGACUCUGUGACAGGUAACUCACAGCACGGAAUGGCUUAGCUAUACGCAAAUGUUAAAUGAUACUGUUGUCCUUAUUCCCAUUACCUUAAUAACUAUUUAAUAUUAGGCUAAAAAGUGUCUUCUUCUAUGCACUUGGUUGAGCUUUUGGAAAGGUCACUUUCAUUAAGACCAUUUGUUCUCCAAUUUUCUUGUAACUACUUAGUCGUAUUUGCAGUCGUAUUGCCUCAUGGCUUUGCCUUUCUCUUUUGUUUUUUACCCACAGGUUCCUUAUUAAGCUAAGGCAACAUAUUUGAACCACUAGAUAAGGAUAUGGAAUAUAUGUCAUUAAAAAUUUAUGGAGUAUGUACCGAAGUACUUCAGAGUGGCUUCAGAGGGUAGCAGUUCUCAUGGCACCGAAAUCUUAAGCCAUUGUUUCACUGCCUUAAUAUUUUGAGUGUGAUCUACUGCUAACAAUACCAGUGAUGGUUUUGUGAUGUUAUUUUUGUGUCUACUUAUUAUGACCUUUACAAUCUUAUUGCUUUAUUUUGGUAAGGCAGGGGGAGGGGACAUUUGCAAUACUUCAGCAAAUUUUGCUAUGUGAAAGAAACUGAAAAAUAACAUAUUCUCCAAGUGCCUAAGAAUAUAAGCUGUAAGGUAAUACAACGUAGUAGAGAUUAUGCUAUUUUCUGAGAACUAUACAUUAAUUUAAUCUAACCUAUGAACUCUAUAAAGAUCAGUGCUUCUUUUGAAAUUGAUUUGUUUUAAAUUGCUUUCGAUCCUUUUUGUCCAAGUGUUCUGAACUGUGUUUUUCUUUCAGAUCUGAGAAUCUUCAUCAGCUUAUGUAAUGUUAACAAUGUGUACAAGUAUUAAAUUCAUAUUCAUUUUUUUUAACCAUAUUAGGUACUCCCACAUCUUGUCAGAGAACUUUGUUUGAUGGUUGCUGGGAAGUAUGUGCUGUGAUUGCCUUCCUUGUAUCAAUUAGAUAUUGAUAGAUCCAAUUGUAGAACAGCUUGGGUUGGAAGGGGUCUUAAAGAUCAUCUAGUUCUGCAUCUCCUGCCCUGGGCAGGUUUACUGCUUGCUAGGUCUGAACGCUUCUCAGAGACACCAUAUUUGGUUGGGGGGAGGAACAAACAAACAACAACAACAACAACAA